Messenger RNA from Fundulus heteroclitus (mummichog), 1953 nucleotides. It is a transcript of the gene rcc1, whose product is annotated as regulator of chromosome condensation 1. The transcript has 10 exons. Gene Ontology annotation, molecular function: guanyl-nucleotide exchange factor activity. The record is from RefSeq and is a predicted model, not a curated record. The coding region runs from base 115 to 1371 and encodes 418 amino acids. Gene Ontology annotation, cellular component: cytoplasm. NCBI's taxonomy places the organism in Eukaryota, Metazoa, Chordata, Actinopteri, Cyprinodontiformes, Fundulidae.
UCUAAAGAACGUGACGUAACUUCCGUGUGUGAGAACCGGGAAUCCGCUGUGUACGUUCACCUCUGCGCACACCGCAAACUUUUACAAGUUGUUACGUGUGAAUGCUUUGCUGCCAUGCCUGCUAAAAAGACCGGAACCAAGAGGAGGACUAUAGACAGUCCUGUAGGUGUGGAGGAGGCCAAGAAAGUAAAAGUUUCACACAGGAGUCACUGUAAAGAGGCGGGCCAGGUUCUAGUUUUGGGCCAAGGUGAUGUUGGACAGCUGGGCUUAGGGGAGGACAUCAUAGAGAGGAAGAAGCCGGCCCUGGUUUCACUGCCAGAGAAGAUGGUGCAGGUGGUGGCAGGAGGGAUGCACACAGUGUGUCUCAGUGAAGCUGGGCAUAUCUACACGUUUGGUUGCAACGACGAGGGCGCUCUGGGUCGGGACACGUCAGAAGAAGGGUCCGAGAUGGUUCCUGGAAAAGUGACGCUGAAUGAGAAGGUGAUCCAGGUGUCUGCAGGGGACAGCCACACCGCCGCCCUCACAGAGGAUGGAUCAGUGUACAUCUGGGGCUCCUUCAGGGACAACAAUGGUGUUAUUGGUCUUCUGGAACCCAUGAAAACGUGUCCGGUUCCAGUAAAGUUCCCCGUCACAGAACCUGUUGUGAAGAUUGCCUCAGGCAACGAUCAUGUGGUGUUGCUCACGCUGGAUGGAAACCUUUACACGUCGGGCUCUGCAGAGCAGGGGCAGCUGGGACGAGUACCAGAGCAUUUUUCAAACAGAGGCGGCAGGAAAGGUCUUGAGCGACUGCUGGUCCCGCAGAUGGUGAAACUUAGAGGGAAAGUUCACUUCACUGAUGCCUUCUGUGGAGCGUAUCUCACCUUUGCUGUGUCUAAAGAAGGAUAUGUGUACGGAUUCGGUCUGUCAAACUACCACCAGCUGGGCACUAAAAACACCGCCAUGUGUUUUGUUCCCGUAAAACUGACCUGCUUUAAGAACUCCACCACGGCCUGGGUGGACUUUUCUGGAGGACAACAUCACACUCUCUGCCUCGAUGCUGAAGGGCAGGUUUAUAGCCUGGGUAGAGCAGAGUACGGCCGCCUUGGACUUGGUGAAGGAGCUGAGGAGAAGAGCGAGCCGACCCCCGUGCCGGCGAUGGAGCCGGUGAAAGGAGUGUCGUGUGGAGCUUCUGUCAGCUACGCCGUCACCAGACAAGGAUCUCUGUAUGCGUGGGGCAUGGGAACCAACCUGCAGCUCGGCACAGGAGAGGAAGAAGACGAGUGGAGUCCAGUAAAGAUGACAGGAAAGCAGCUGGAGAACCGUGAAGUUCUGCAGGCAUCCAGUGGGGGGCAGCACACAGUCUUACUGGUUAAAGACAAACAGGAGAGCUGAUGUCCCUCUGACACAACGAGGGCAUAGUUUUGAUCGUUUUUGAUGUGGGGGCCAUGUUCAGGAUGCUCAGAGUUGAUAUUCAGGAACCUUUUUGUGACUCUCUGUGCUGAGGAAGCGUGACGUUCAGCGCACAGAGGAGAGGUGAGGCUUGGCCUCUUUUAGAAGAACUGCCUUGUUCUUAACGUGGAUGAAAUGUUCACAUUGUGUCUGGUAGAUCAUGUAAAAUGAGGCUAUUUUUAUGGGUCUUUUGUUUUGUUUAAAUUCUCAUCGAGUCAUUUUGAAUGACUGAAAGUGUUUAGUGUGUGUGAAAGUAACUGCAUGUUCAAAAAUGAGAGAAACUGUUUGGUAACGUCUGUGUACACUAGUCUUUUAAAAUAUUUUCUUUAAGCAAUAAUCUGAAUUUGGUCUGGACGGGACAUUCAUAGUCUGUGAGUUUAAGAUGUGCAACUACUGUUCAUUUUAUUCAGUGCACACAAACACGCAGCCGUUGUGACUGUGUGUAAAUGUAAUAACACAUUCUGGAUCCUGCAUUUUGUUGCCUUUCCGGUCUGACAAUAAAGGUGGUUAUUUUUUAAGACCUGU